Messenger RNA from Heterostelium album PN500, 1077 nucleotides. RefSeq lists its product as uncharacterized. Bases 1 to 1077 code for a protein of 358 amino acids. The transcript is spliced from 3 exons. Lineage: Eukaryota; Evosea; Eumycetozoa; Acytosteliales; Acytosteliaceae. Gene Ontology annotation, molecular function: O-methyltransferase activity. The record is from RefSeq and is a predicted model, not a curated record.
AUGGAUUCUAAAAAUGUAUACUCUGAUGGUUACAGAGCAAACAAAGAUGAUAUAGCAAAACUUCAACAUUGUUAUUUGGGAUUUCAGCAUGCAGCCAGUAUUCAUGCUAUGGCUCAGCUUCGUAUUCCUGAAAAGUUGGGUACCAAUUUGAAUUGUAAACGUUCCGCUUUUGAUUUGGCAAAUGAAAUAGGUGCAAAUCCCGUAUACCUCGAAAGAGUGAUGCAUACUCUCUCCCUUAAUGGUUUCUUCACUGAGGUUCCAGGUUAUGAAAUAGGAAAGAGAGUGUUCCAACAUAAUCAUCUAUCUCUGACAAUGGCUGAUCCCUAUAUCAGAGAUGAAGUAUUGCUCAUGGGUAGUCUUACUUUCUACAGAUCAUAUGAAACUCUUGCAGAUAGUAUUAUGACUGGUCAACCUCAAAGUGGGAAAGCUUUGAAUUGCAAUAAUAUUUGGGAGUUUAUCCAAAAGAAUCAAGAUCAAGAAAUCAUUUUCUCAAAGGCAAUGACAUCCAUUUCAAUUAGACAUUCACCAUAUUUAGUUUCACUAAUAGAUUUUUCUAAAUUUGAUACCAUUUGUGAUGUUGGUGGUUCUGAAGGAAUUAUGCUAUUUGAAAUUUUAAAACUAUACCCAAGUGUCAAGAAUGUAAUUAAUUUUGAUUUACCAACUGUUUUACAAAACUUGGAAGGUAUUCAUCAUAGACAAUUGAAAUUAGAUCAAAGAUACUCUGAAAUUCAAGGUAGUUUCUUUGAUGGUGUUCCAGAAGCAGAUUGCUAUAUUUUGAAAACAGUAAUUCAUACACUAAAUGAUGAACAAUCAAAGUUAGCUUUAAUGAACAUCUCCAAAAGCAUUAGACCCAAAGGAAAAGUUUUUAUAAUUGAUUUAAUUUUAGAUGAAGAAUCAAAAUUAAGUGAAAAAUAUUCAUCUAUUUUGGAUAUUCAUAUGUUACAAUUAUGUGGAGCAAAAGAAAGAUCAAUUAAAGAAUGGAAAGAGUUGUCAAAUGGUACACCUUUAAAGUUUGAAACAAUAAUCUAUUCAAAUCAAAUCAAUUGUCAAAAUAUUAUUGUAUAUUCGAUGGAAUAA